CUCUCUCUCUCACACACACACUACCACACACAGACACUCCUAUCCACCCCCAUCACCCAUGCACGAAAAUCCGCAGCGGGGACCGCAAGCGGCUCAAGCUUCGUUAAAGCGAGAGUCGGCCUGAGCUCCUCUUGAAAAAACAACAAAACGUUGAAGCAUUUCGGCGUCUUCCCAGUUUCUGUCCAUCCCACGAUCCCAUGACCAAAGCUGCGACUGCAUCUUCGUAACGUGGUUUGCUCUUUAAUGCGUAUGGCCCCUCCUCCCCCUCAUCAUCAUCACCACUCUCAUCUUCUCCUAUUUCUACCGAGUACUACAUUGAGACCUUACACAAGUCCCGGGGUCUAAGCUUUUCUCUACCUGUAUUUGUUUUAUUUUAAGCGGGGGUUGUUGUCUCCAAUUUCUCUCUCCCUGGAAGUAUCGCCACCGCAACAUCACCAUCCAAACAUCCUGAACACAUCACCACCACCAUCAUGUCCGACACAACUCCAUCGUCUUCGGACGAGCGGCUACGCACCGCCGUCAUCGCGAACCAUCUCCCGCCCGGCUACGGCACCAGCUUCGACGGCGUCCGCACCCUGUCCAACGGCGACCUGACGCGCCAGACCUCCAACUCGGCCCCGAACCUCCCCGCGACCAGCAGGCCCAAUAACGAUCACGACGACGACGACGACCACGACGACAAGACCGCCGAGCAACAGGAAGAGGCCUCGUCCCUCCUCCUCCCCGGCGGCGACAUCCACCGCGACCUCUUCAAGAUCUCGGCCCGCGAGCAGGGCGUCAAGCGAGCCCAGACCUUCUCCCACCCGCGCCGCACCGAGUCCGGCCACGAGUCCGACCUGCCGGCCGCCUCGGACAUGCUCAUGCCCCAGGGCUUCCGCCGCCAGUUCGUCAUGCAGAAGCGCGGCUUCACGGCCGCCAACCUGCCCAUCACGCGCAACUUUGUCGAGUUCCUCGACUUCUACGGCUCCUUCGCCGGCGAGGACCUGGCCGACUCGGACGAGGAGGCCAUCGAGACCGACGACGAAGAGGACAACGACGGUGACGACGACGAAGAGUCGCGGCGCCAACGACCCCGUCGUCCCCCGACCGAGACCCGGCCCCUCCUCGGCCGGCGCCGGUCCUCGCGGUUCGCGCGCAAGGCCGGCGACGCCUCCACCACAAAGACCUUCUUCACGACGCUCAAGGCCUUCAUCGGCACGGGCAUCAUGUUCCUGCCCAAGGCCUUCAAGAACGGCGGCAUCCUCUUCUCUUCGCUGACCAUGCUCGUCGUCGCCGCCGUCUCCAUGGCCGCCUUCCACCUGCUCCUCCAGUGCCGCGCCCGCUACGGCGGCGGAUACGGCGACCUCGGCCACGGCAUCUCCGGGCCGCGCCUGCGUUCCCUCAUCCUCGCCUCCAUCACCCUCUCCCAGAUCGGCUUCGUCUGCACCGGCCUCGUCUUCGUCGCCGACAACUGGUUCUCCUUCCUCGAGGCCGUCACUGGCGGCGCCAACCCGCUCGGCUCGACCGCCCUCAUCGCCCUGCAGGCCCUCGUCAUCGUCCCGCUCGCCUUCAUCCGCAACAUCUCCAAGCUGGGGCCCGCCGCCCUGCUGGCCGACGUCUUCAUCGUCGUCGGCGUCGCCUACAUCUGGUGGUACGACAUCGCGGCCCUCGCCACCCGCGGCAUGGACCCCUCCGUCCGCCUCUUCAACCCGAGCUCCUACACCCUCACCAUCGGCGCCUCCAUCUUCACCUUUGAGGGCAUCGGCCUCAUCAUCCCCAUCCAGGCCAGCAUGAAGAAGCCCGAGCAUUUUGAGCCGCUGCUGGCCGGCGUCAUGCUGCUCAUCACCUGCGUCUUCACCUCCGUCGGCGCCCUCUGCUACGCCACCUUUGGCGACCGCACAAAGAUCGAAAUCAUCGACAACUACCCGCAGGAUAGCCGCCUCGUCAACGCCGUCCAGUUCAUGUACGCCCUCGCCGUCCUCGUCGGCAACCCCGUCCAGCUGUUCCCGGCCAUGCGCAUCCUCGAGGGCAAGAUCUUUGGCCACCGCUCCGGGAAGAAGGACCUGUUGACCAAGUGGAAGAAGAACGCCUUCCGCACGGCCCUCGUCGCCGUGUGCAUCGGCGUGUCCAUUGCCGGCUCGGCCAACCUCGACCGCUUCGUCGCCCUCAUCGGAUCGUUUGCCUGCGUGCCUUUGGUGUACAUCUACCCGCCAUACCUCCAUUACAAGGGCAUCGCCGAGACGAAAAAGCAGAAGAUUUUUGAUAUAGCCCUCAUGGCCCUCGGCUUCGUGGGCAUGGUAUAUACAACGGGCAUCACGCUGGCGACCAGCUUCCUGUAGACUCGUAGAGUAGAUCGAUACUUGGUACACAGAGACAGAAGGAGUCUAGAUGUAGUAUAGGUAUAUGGUUGUAACUGAAAGACUAAAAAAACAAUGUAAAUGCUCUUGUUCAUGAUGAUUGGAGUAUCCAUCACCCAGGUGACGGACGCAUGGCCAGAGUAGUAACAGUGCAACGUGUGAGCGUAGUAGAGCGAGCUAUUUAUUCCAUGACCAUCUAUCUGUAGGUGUCCCAUCUCUCU
Colletotrichum destructivum is the source of this 2557-nucleotide messenger RNA. RefSeq names its product Putative amino acid transporter, transmembrane domain-containing protein. The record is from RefSeq and is a predicted model, not a curated record. The coding region runs from base 471 to 2318 and encodes 615 amino acids. Lineage: Eukaryota; Fungi; Ascomycota; Sordariomycetes; Glomerellales; Glomerellaceae. The transcript has a single exon. Gene Ontology annotation, biological process: amino acid transmembrane transport. Gene Ontology annotation, cellular component: vacuolar membrane. Gene Ontology annotation, molecular function: L-tyrosine transmembrane transporter activity.